GUAACGUGCUCUGUUAGCUCCGCCCCCUCAUCUGUGUGGUUUAAAGGUCUGCGGUACCGCUAGCCUACAGUAAAGAGAAAAAUAGAGAAAUAUUUAGAGUAAUGGAGAAAAAUAUACCUCGAUACAACGUUCAGUUGUAUAUUUAUGACCUUUCCAGGGGAAUGGCUCGCAACCUUAGUCCAAUUAUGUUAGAUAAUUGUCAUUGGUUUAAACGGGUUCAGAAACUGUCAAAAUGGGCCUGCUGCCUCCUAUCAUCACCAACCGAUCUCCUUGUCGUUGUUGCAGGUAAACAGCUGGAUGGUAUAUGGCACACAGCUAUAGUUGCAUAUGGUGAUGAAUUCUUCUUCGGAGGGGAGGGCAUCUCCAGCUGUUCACCGGGAGGGACUAUGCUGGGGCCUCCAGAUACGAUUGUAGAGCUGGGCGAAACUGAAGUGACUGAAGAGAUCUUUAUGGACUAUCUCUCCUCUCUUGGAGAAACCACAUACAGAGGUGAGAGGUAUCGUCUGUUUGAGCACAACUGCAACACUUUCACCAACGAGGUGGCUCAGUUCCUGACUGGCAGGACCAUUCCGUCUUACAUCACAGACCUUCCAUCAGAGGUCCUCUCCACACCGUUCGGCCAAAUCCUUCGACCAAUCCUGGACUCCAUUCACAUCGCCCCUCCAGGAGGUAACGUCAUCAACGGUGGAAGAAACCUCUAACCUGCUCAAAGUUCUCUAGGUUACUUUACUUGUUGUUGAUCAUGUUGAAAUUUUGUUUCCUAUUUUUGUUUCCCCUUCAUUGGAAAUGAAGGAACCCCUACUUAAGAAGGAAAUAGUUUCGCAUUGUAUUAGAUUUUACAGUGUAUGGGUAACAUGACACUAAAUGCGACACCCUUUCCUAGUUCCGAGAGAUAUGUUGAUUUUGCUGUUUCAUUUUUAUUCACCCAUUCAUAAUUUGAGAUCAUUAAAUAUAUUUUACCAUCAGACAAAGAUAACCAGAGUAAAUAAAGUUUUUAAAGGAUGAUUUAAUUUAUGAAAAAAGCAAUUAAGUUUGAGAAGGUAAACCUAAGUGUAUUGCUGUGCCAUCCUUGGAGGCACCACCUGUUUUUAUUGCCAUUUCUGAUGAGGAGUCUUUUAUGACAAUCUUAUUUGAAGAAUUGUUUCAGCCUCAGAGAAAGGCUUUAAAGCAGAUGUGUUAAACUUUAUUAUUCAUAAAAAAGACUUGUUAAAUACUAAAGUAGCUAGAUUGUUAAAUAUAAAUUGCAAUGUUUUAUAUAAUCUCCAUCAAAAAAUCAGAUUAGUUGAAGGAGAGAUCACUUUUGUUGAGAUAAAAUUAUCAUCUUCCUUUCCAAGUCACAAGGUUAGGAGAAAAGAUUGGGAAGGUACGGUCCUAUUUAGAUGUAAUGAUAAUGUAGUUAGUCUUUUAAAGAGUCAGGUUUGAUAAAAUGGGGCUUAUGUCGUAAUUCGUGGCUUUAGGAGUGAGUAGGCACAUGGUGAGUGAGUAGGUUGGACAUGUUAUAUUUCUCUGCUAAACCUAGAUUAAAUAUAUUUAAGUCUUAUUUGAAAGUCCGUCCAGAUAUUCCUGCUUUAUGUUCAAAGAGAAAAAGCUACCUUCCUGGGAAAAAAAGAAGCCAUAAGCUGUACUAAACGCUAACUAGUUGGGGGAAAUAUUUAGUUUUGAUUGUUCUCGGAUUCCUUAACUCAAGGACUUCAAAAAAGAAGGAAAACAAAACAACAAAAGAAAAGAUA
Molecule: messenger RNA, 1730 nt
Organism: Cyprinodon tularosa
Lineage: Eukaryota; Metazoa; Chordata; Actinopteri; Cyprinodontiformes; Cyprinodontidae
Gene: desi1a
Product: desumoylating isopeptidase 1a
Exons: 6
Coding region: 102-701 (199 amino acids)
Biological process (GO): protein modification by small protein removal
Molecular function (GO): peptidase activity
Source: RefSeq, a predicted model, not a curated record